CGAUUGUCUCUUUGUCGCAAGAAAAGAAAAUAUCCUCACAGGCUCUCCUUGUUUUUAGGGACGAUCCCCUUCCCCGGAAGAGCCGCUUUCGGCUGGCGUUUCUUUCAGGCAGUGCGGCGGGCAGCCCGCAGGCCCUUGUAAGGCGGGCGCCGCAGCCCCGCCUCCUUCUUUUCGGCCGGAACCGCCAUCUUCCAGUAAUUUGCCAAAAUGACCAACACAAAGGGAAAGAGGAGAGGCACCCGCUAUAUGUUCUCUAGGCCUUUUAGAAAACAUGGAGUUGUUCCUUUGGCCACAUAUAUGCGAAUCUACAAGAAAGGUGAUAUUGUAGACAUCAAGGGAAUGGGCACUGUUCAAAAAGGAAUGCCCCACAAAUGUUACCAUGGCAAAACUGGAAGAGUGUACAAUGUCACCCAGCAUGCUGUUGGCAUUGUUGUAAACAAGCAAGUUAAGGGUAAGAUUCUUGCCAAGAGAAUUAAUGUACGUAUUGAGCAUAUUAAGCACUCUAAGAGCCGAGAUAGCUUCCUGAAACGAGUGAAGGAAAAUGAUCAGAAAAAGAAGGAAGCCAAAGAGAAGGGUACUUGGGUUCAGCUGAAGCGCCAGCCUGCUCCACCCAGAGAAGCACACUUCGUGAGAACCAAUGGAAAGGAGCCUGAGCUGCUGGAACCCAUUCCCUAUGAAUUCAUGGCAUGAUAGGUGAAAAAAAAUAAAAGACUCCUGCACUGUAAAAACGUUUCUCUUAAUUGAGUAUAAGUGUGGUGUCCCUUCCCCCAAAGAAAUGUUUAAAGCAAACUUAAUAAUUGUGUCCUAAUUCAUUGGGUGAUGUCUUUACUAUUCAAAUUUAUGGGUUUUUUUUUUUCUUGAUGAAAGGUGUGGGGUGGUUUAUUGUGCAACAAAGAAUAUACUCAAUUGGUUAGGAAACUGCCAGAUAUUAUUUAUAAAAUAUACUAGUUUGAAAGUAAUCUCUUUAAAUUGCUAUGAAAAAAAGAAUUUAAAAAAUAAAUGAAAGAUUAUCUGUUGCAUUCCAGUUAAGCUCAGGGAAACUUGAUUAGUCAUGAUUGUAUCAUAAGUAGCUGUGUUUAAAGAAUCUGGAACUUGCCUUUGAGGCCUACUACUUAAAAAUACAUUGUUUAAAGCACCCUG
Diceros bicornis minor is the source of this 1140-nucleotide messenger RNA. It is a transcript of the gene RPL21, whose product is annotated as ribosomal protein L21. Gene Ontology annotation, biological process: translation. The transcript has 6 exons. Lineage: Eukaryota; Metazoa; Chordata; Mammalia; Perissodactyla; Rhinocerotidae. Bases 208 to 690 code for a protein of 160 amino acids. Gene Ontology annotation, molecular function: structural constituent of ribosome. Gene Ontology annotation, cellular component: ribosome; cytosolic large ribosomal subunit. The record is from RefSeq and is a predicted model, not a curated record.